AACAGAAAAAAAAAAGCAACUAGGAAAGGACGAUGACUUGCCCAUGCCCAUACAUCCAUCUAUCCAUUCAACCAUUCAUCAUGCACCUCAAGGGAGAAGGGGUGUGUGUGUGUGGCAUUGCUCAGCAGUCCCGGGAGGCACGGGAGAAAUUGGAUGAAGGGAGUUCAACCAGACGGAAGGCAAAGGAAUGGGGACGGACAGACAAGUUCAGUAAUCGACCUGAGGACCAGGCAAGAAUUGAAGUACAUACUCCCAUACCUACUCAGCGACUAAAUUGUUACGGACCCCGGACAAAAAUGGGAGGCAGAGAAGACGGAGAGGCGGGGACAUGGAUGGAAAUAUGGAUCGCUGCGUAUGAAAGCUUUUUACCUAAUUACCCUACUGUCUGCAGUUUGAAGAUGGAGUCAUACACGGUUGUAGGGGGACACUGGGACAAGUUUAGACUGUGGCAGUGGCCACACGGCCCAAUCUGGGACGCGACAAUUCUGGCACAGUCACCCUGGGUCGGCAGUAGGACUCCAUUAGCGAUGGCAAGGGUGCCGGUGGUCGGUAGGCAGAGGAUAGUUAAGGCUAUGCAAGUUAUGGAUCACGGGCUAAUUGGAUGGUUGUCAUGGGGAAAGAAGACUGGAGUCAUAGAGGUAAGCGUUUCUCUCUUUGAGAGUGCCUCCUUCUCCUCCAUCUCCUCCAGCUUCCAGGCUGAGGUAACUUUGUACCCCCAUUACCGCAUACAGACAGACACGCAGGCAGCCCAGCAGACUGAUGGUUGCAAAUGUCCGAAGCUGGUAGAGCUUCAAAUGAGGCUAAGGAAAUGGAAAACAUAAAUAAAAGGGAAAAAAAACUUUACUUAUCGGCAAUAUCUUCAUCUGGUUCUGAUCCACCUUUGGGAGGUAGCGAUGAGGGCAUUAAAGGGCCAAGACAAGUGAUGCGCGUAUGUAGCCAUGAUGUAGCCAUGUAAGGUAUUUUGUGUCUCUGACUGGGCUUGGUUCGAGGCCUCCGUAGUUGUAUGAGUAUGGG
Aspergillus uvarum CBS 121591 is the source of this 1014-nucleotide messenger RNA. RefSeq lists its product as uncharacterized. Lineage: Eukaryota; Fungi; Ascomycota; Eurotiomycetes; Eurotiales; Aspergillaceae. The transcript is spliced from 8 exons. The record is from RefSeq and is a predicted model, not a curated record. The coding region runs from base 33 to 821 and encodes 262 amino acids.